Closterium sp. Naga37s-1 is the source of this 3474-nucleotide messenger RNA. NCBI's taxonomy places the organism in Eukaryota, Viridiplantae, Streptophyta, Zygnematophyceae, Desmidiales, Closteriaceae. The record is from the annotation of a GenBank genome assembly.
AUGGCCUGGGGAAAGCCUGGAACCGGCGUGGUGAAGUCGUACGCCGUGGAGUGGUCGACCAUGGAGCAGACGACAGCCAAGGCCGCGGAGCGGGUGAGGGACGAGCGGGUCCCCGAGGAGGACGAGGAGGAGGACGAGAACCCCGUGUGCCCGCUCUGCAUUGAAGAGCUCGACGCCACGGAGAUCCAAUUCCGGCCAUGUCCCUGCGGAUACCGCGUGUGUCUGUUCUGCUACGAGCGAAUCAAGCUCGAGCUCAAAGGCAUCUGUCCCAGUUGCCGUUCGACCUACGGCGACCCGCAAAUGGCGGCGCCGCCGCAGCCAACCGCAUCGGGUGCGUCAUCGUGUAAACGGAGGGGGUCUAUCUCUCGCAACGGCGACAGCAAGGCGUCCGAGCAGGGAGCGUCGAUCGCUGGAGCGUCGCUGGGAGUGUCGAUUCUGGGAGCUGGCGACCAUCGCUGCCAUUCGCGAGUGUCGCCCGCUCCGCCGAUACUCGCCGCGUCGGAAUUCCCGACUCUAUCGUCGUCGCCUCCGCUCUCAGUUCAACCUAGAAGGGGGCCAUCAUGGGAGAAGCCUCGUCCGGCCGUUCCACCGUCAGCCGCCCCACCAUUCCCACCACCAUCAUCAUCAUCGUCGUCAUCAGCAGCAGCAGCCGCAGCAGCAUCUUCGUCAUCAGCAUCGUCGUCCUUAGCGCCAUGGGCGUCAGUCUCAGCCACAGCCACAGCCACAGCCACAACCACAGCUACAGCCCCUCCAUCGUCGUUUCCGCCACUCCUGCCGCUGGACCCGCCUCAGCAGCCCGCUUCGCAGAGCCACGUGGCUUCGAGUCACGCGACGCAGAGCCGCGCAGCUGCGGCUGCGGGCGCGCGGCGUUUAUCGUCCGACGCCCAUGCCGCGUCGAGCGUAGAGAACUCCGGUGCGUCUUGGCCCGCGCUCAAGGCAGAGCCAGCUUCGGCAGCCGCGUCUGUGUCCGCCGUAUCGAGUCAGUCUCAAACGGGGAAGUCUGCGGGCAGAGACGCACGCAAGGAGCUGGGCGGGGAGAAGGGUAAGGAAGCGGGGAAAGCGGCCGAGGGUGACAAGUCCGCGACGGUCGCUUCUGGGGCCCCUGCGGCGGCGGGUAGGAAGCAACAGCUUCCGCUAGCUUCGGCGGGUGCUGCGACGGAUGUCGCGGUAUCGAGUUCCGCGUCGUCCGCAGCGGUUCGUUCUUCGGCAAAGGCGUCGACUCGCACUGUCAGUCCUCCGCCCGUGCCUGCCAACUCCGCCUCACGCGUGCCCGCCACCGCGUCUCACGAGCCGGCGCGCGACAACGGCGCGACCAGCACUGCCCCAUCCAAGCCUGUCACCCCGCCUCCUGGCUUCCGCCCUCCCGCUCCCCCUGGCUUCGCGCCCCUGUCCCCGCCUCCUGGGUUCGGCCCGUCCGCGGGCGCCAAGAAAGCGGACGCGGGCGCGGGUGCGAGCGCGCUAGUACAGGCCGAUGUGCAGGCGCAGGCCGCCGCAGCAGCAGCAGCGCGGGCUGGAUCGGGGCUAGGGUUAUCCGUGCAAUCGGUGGAGUCAGUGGGAGCAGCAUGGGGGUGGGGGGCCUCGGGCGCACUUGCCGCCUCCUCCUCUGCCUCGUUUGGCUCUCCUCUGCUGACCUCUGGCUACUCCAGCGCUGCAGGCUACCCCACCACCAGUGCAGCCGGCUAUACCGGUGCUGCAGGGUAUUUCUCAGGGUAUGCCAGUGCUGGAGGGGUGUCGGGGCGGAGUGGGAGUGAGGUUGGGGCGUCGGGGAGUGUGGGGUUGGCGAGAGGGACGUGGGGUGGAGGGGACGCGGAUGCUGCUGUGGCUGCUAUUGCGAGCAUCUGGGGUCAGGAGAACGGUGCGACGGCUGCUGCAGAGAACACCAAGUGGCAGUCAGUGGGGUCAGGCCUGCAGUCCUUCUCAGGAGGGUCCAUGUCCAUCCCCAUGUCCACGUCGCUCUCUCUCCUCGGAGCUUCCAUCUGGAGCAACGGCUCCAUGCAACCCUCUCAGCCGUCUCAGCACCCCAGCGUUUCCCAGCACUCCGGCAUGUGGGGUUCCUCGGCGCUGGCUCGCUCUCCCUCACCGCAGCCUGCAGCAGCUCUCGCCUCUGCUGCCCUGCUCUCGCAGGGUGGAGGGAGUGGGGCAAGGGGGGCUUGUGCGCCGCUCUUCCCUCCUGGGAUAUCGUCGGUGUCGCUUGGGCAGGGUGUUUCCUCGUUUCACCAUUCGGUUUUGCCGCUUGGACUCCCGCUGGACCGAGCAACUGACGUGGAUGCGGUUCUAAGAGACGUCAAGACGUUGCUUACCAACCCUUCCAGCAAGGCGACAGACACACAAGCCGGCACUCACCUCAACCAGCGGUGCAUCCUGGCCGUUGAUCGCGGAAGCAUCAACGCCUCUCUGCUGGCCGACACAUCGUCUCCGGAUUAUCUGGAAGACAACGCCAGGCACCUGCCGUCAUGGCUCUCCUCCCAGCUCAUCAACCAGCUGUACGCGCAGCGCCAUGGCUACACUUUCUACUCGAUAGAAGCCAUCACGCCUAUGCUCAUAAGCGAAGGCAUCGACCCCAACACCAUUAACAGGUGCGCCAACAUGCUGUCGGUGUUGACCUGGACGACUUUUGAGGGGCGGAAAGCCCGCCUGUUGCAUCUCAGCCAUUCUUCCCUCUCUCUCCCAGCUUUGAGACGCCUCAUGUCUCUUCCUUUCCUCUUUACUCUAUACCGCCCACGACCCCCCGCCCUCUCCCCCCGACCCCUCCAACCCCAGAUCGCCUUCAUAAACCGCCAGCUGGCGUGCUGCUGCCGGUGGGUGCUAGCCCUGGUGGACGGAGCAUACAUCCGUUUGGAGCAGCACAGCCUGCCCGUGGAGCACUGGCUUGCACUCGUGGCGCUCCACACAGACAAACUUACAGCAGGCCGAUUAUCACGCUGUGCCUCCUCCCCUUUCUGCCAGAUCGCCUUUAUCAAUCGGCAACUAGCAUGCUGCUGCCGGUGGGUGCUAGCCCUGGUGGACGGAGCAUACAUACGUCUGGAGCAGCACGGCCUGCCCGUGGAGCACUGGCUUGCACGCCUGGCCCUGCCCGACACCUUUGAGUGGAUCACGCGCUCGGGCAUAGACAUGGAUAAUCAGACCUGGUUCCCCUCUGACCCUGCCUCUCUGGUGGCUGAUGGGAAUUCGGAGCAGGAGGGGAAGGGGGGAGCAGAUGAGCGGCAGGAGAAGCACGGGCAGGAGGGAAAUGGGAGGUGGGGGGGGGAGCAAGGUGGAGAAGGGGAGGAGGAGAGGGAGGGGAGGGAGGGGAAGGCGCGGAGAUUGAUAGGGUUGGUGGGGCGGUCGGGGGAUGGGGUGUAUGGGCUGGCGGGCAAGGCGGGGACUCUGUUUCAUGAGAGCGUGCCGUUCGUGGGCAACGCUGCAGUGCUGCUCACUCACAGUGGGGACACGUUCAAGGUGCGUCAAGGUGAAGGUGAGACGUGUGCAAGGUAG